Clonostachys rhizophaga is the source of this 567-nucleotide messenger RNA. The record is from the annotation of a GenBank genome assembly. Lineage: Eukaryota; Fungi; Ascomycota; Sordariomycetes; Hypocreales; Bionectriaceae.
AUGUCGAACGUCAAGCAAGAGGACAAGAAACUCCCCCAGGUGACUUUUGUGGGAACAACCCCUGACACCAUGAGCCAGAGCAAGGAGGGCGGGAGCAAGGACGCAACAACGCAUGUUGAAUCUGCCUCCCAAAUCGUUGAUGAGGGCUGCCGCCCUGAGCAAGCUCGCACUAUGAACCAGGAGGGGGUGUCUGGUUCGGAUCUUUCUGCAGGACCAAGCAUCGAGAACGAAGAGGCUAAGCCAGAUCUCUGCUCCGAGCAGCAGCCGUCAGUCGCAUCAGAACUUCCUAGUGCAGAUUUUGGGGGCGUCACCCAUCUUCGCUCCCCAAUCUCACCAUCCUACUACCCAUCCUCACCACCGGGUUCGCCAUGGAAUGGUCCAAAUUCACCAGCUUAUAGCCCAAAUCCGCCAAACUUCUCCAGCACCUCACCACCGUAUUCUCCAUCUUCGCCACCCUACAACGCCCCGGGUUCGCCAAAUCUUCCAUCUUCACCUCAAUAUGGCGGUGGAGGCUACUCUCCAUCUUCGCAACCCACUGCCCGAGGUUCGCGCACUCCAGAGUCAUAA